This is a messenger RNA of Drosophila persimilis, 1064 nucleotides long. It is a transcript of the gene Ubc4, whose product is annotated as ubiquitin-conjugating enzyme E2-22 kDa. Gene Ontology annotation, cellular component: nucleus. Gene Ontology annotation, molecular function: ubiquitin conjugating enzyme activity; protein binding. The transcript is spliced from 3 exons. Lineage: Eukaryota; Metazoa; Arthropoda; Insecta; Diptera; Drosophilidae. Bases 168 to 767 code for a protein of 199 amino acids. The record is from RefSeq and is a predicted model, not a curated record. Gene Ontology annotation, biological process: protein polyubiquitination; proteasome-mediated ubiquitin-dependent protein catabolic process.
UUCUUUGUCGUGUGUUGUGUGUUGCUAGUACAUAUUACAGAAAUUACUAACCAGAUUACCAAAUAUCAGUCGGAAAGCGGAGCCAGGCGUAUUUUACGCAACUAAACUUGGAGCAAUUGCAGAUAUUGCAGAAGCAACAACAAGAACUAUAGAACCACACAACCAUCAUGGCGAAUAUGGCUGUAUCACGCAUUAAGCGCGAAUUCAAGGAAGUUAUGCGCAGCGAGGAGAUCGUGCAGUGCUCUAUAAAAAUUGAACUUGUCAAUGACAGUUGGACAGAGCUUCGCGGCGAAAUAGCUGGCCCCCCCGACACGCCCUACGAGGGGGGGAAGUUCAUACUGGAAAUUAAAGUGCCCGAGACAUAUCCCUUCAAUCCGCCUAAGGUUCGGUUUAUCACACGCAUUUGGCACCCGAACAUUUCGUCUGUGACUGGAGCCAUUUGCCUGGACAUACUAAAGGACAACUGGGCAGCGGCGAUGACGCUGCGCACUGUGUUGCUGUCCCUGCAGGCCUUGCUGGCCGCUGCCGAACCGGAUGAUCCACAGGACGCCGUGGUGGCAUACCAGUUUAAGGACAAGUAUGAUCUGUUUCUGCUUACUGCCAAGCACUGGACCAAUGCAUACGCAGGCGGUCCCCACACCUUUCCCGAUUGUGAUUCAAAAAUCCAACGUCUCAGGGAUAUGGGCGUGGACGAGCAUGAUGCGCGCGGCGUCCUCUCCAAAGAGAACUGGAACUUGGAAAAGGCCACGGAGUGCCUGUUCAGUUAGCUUGCUAAGAACAGAGUAGUAACACAUCAACAAUAGCCACACCUCCCGGAAAUACCACUAAAUUCAAGCCGCCGUCACAACCGAUUCGAUUAUGAUUAUUUAUGCAAAAUUUGGGAUUAUCAGCACAGACAGCAGAAGUGCUAGCAGCACGAAGGAGACAUGAGAUCCGUUUUUCAAUUUGCAAUAUGCUUUACAACAUCAAAAUUUCCGGCCCCACUCGCACACACACAUAUAUAUUGUGUAAGUGGGCUAUUUGGUUUAAAGUACGCAUAAACAUUUCAUGAUGACUUAUUUAAA